Molecule: messenger RNA, 2323 nt
Organism: Nelumbo nucifera (sacred lotus)
Lineage: Eukaryota; Viridiplantae; Streptophyta; Magnoliopsida; Proteales; Nelumbonaceae
Product: TOM1-like protein 3
Biological process (GO): protein transport to vacuole involved in ubiquitin-dependent protein catabolic process via the multivesicular body sorting pathway
Molecular function (GO): phosphatidylinositol binding; ubiquitin binding
Source: RefSeq, a predicted model, not a curated record
AGAGCCCACCCGCCAUCGUCUCAACUCAACUUCCUUCGACUGGGGGGUUUGCGCAUAACGCGCCCACGGCGUAUUAUAGGAAGCGUCGUUCACCUCACAGAAAAGUCAAGACAGAAAUUAGCAGAGAAGCACAGAUUGGCACAUAAACAUGGAAAUAUAAAAAUUACAAACCGGGGGAUUCGAAGAAUAAGGCAGGAGGAAACAAAAGUGAUCGGAGGAAGAAGCCAGUAUCAAGGGAGGAAUUAAAACUUCAAAAGUCAAAUACAUAUUGUCGUUGGCAGAGUUCAACUUUCUCCACCAUCAAGCACACGCACGCAAGAGCAAGCCAACCACCUAAACCCUCCUUUUAGUUUAGCUCUUUCUCUCUAUCGACAGGAGGAUAAAAGCUGGAGAAGUAAGCGAGGGUGUAAACAUGGCUAAUAAUGCUGCUGCGUGUGUUGAGAGGGCGACCAGUGACAUGUUGAUUGGUCCGGACUGGGCAAUAAAUAUUGAGAUAUGCGAUAUUAUUAAUACAGACCCAGGGCAAGCAAAGGAUGCCUUGAAGACUCUUAAGAAGCGCCUUGGGAGUAAAAAUCCCAAAAUACAACUUCUUGCUCUCUUUGUACUAGAGACUCUCAGUAAAAAUUGUGGCGAUAACGUAUAUCAGCAGAUCGUUGAGCGAGAUAUCUUACAUGAAAUGGUCAAAAUAGUGAAGAAGAAGCCAGACCUUAAUGUAAGAGAAAAGAUAUUAAUUCUCAUAGAUACAUGGCAAGAAGCUUUUGGGGGUCCUGGUGGAAGGUAUCCCCAGUACUAUGCUGCAUACAAUGAGCUGAAGUCUGUUGGAGUUGAAUUUCCACCUAGAGAUGAGAACAGUGUACCUUUGUUUACUCCACCCCAAAGCCAGCCAAUAAUUUGUUCUGCUCCAAUGUAUGAUGAAGCAGCUGUGCAGGCCUCUCUUCAAUCUGAUCCAUCUGGUCUCAGCCUUCCAGAAAUUAAAAAUGCUCAUGGUGUAGCAGAUGUAUUAAUGGAAAUGCUUAGUGCCCUGGAUCCUCAUAAUCCUGAGGGGGUAAAACAAGAAGUUAUUGUGGACCUUGUUGAACAGUGUCGUUCUUACCAGAAGCGUGUCAUGAUUCUUGUGAACAACACAACAGAUGAGGAGCUUCUACGCCAGGGAUUGACAUUGAAUGAUGAACUGCAGCGUGUGCUUUGCCGACAUGAUGACAUAGUAAAUGGAAAACCUACUGAAGGAGCAGGAAAAACGGUCAAUCCAGUUGCACCUCUUGUAAAUGUGAACCAUGAAGACGAUGAAUCAGAAGAUGAUUUUGCCCAGUUAGCUCACAGAUCUUCAAGAGAUAAUGGGCUGGGGCAAGCUAGGAAGUCUGCCAAUGCUAAGAAUGACCAGAUAGCUGUUAGCCCACUUCUUCCUCCACCACCUCCAUCCAAGAAUCCAGUCAAUGCAGAUGCUGGCAUAGUUGAUUAUCUCAGUGGUGAUGUCUACAGAUCUGAAAGACCUGAGCUGCCAGAACGAACACCUCCUGCAGUGCCACUUCAUUCGGACAACACAAACUCUACCUCACCUCUGAUGCCAACAUACCCUUUCUCAUCCCCUCAAACUCAAGCAAAGGAAUUGACUUCAUCUUCUGUGUUUACAGGGCAGCCCAAAUAUGAUGAACCUGUACAAAGUAUGAAAUCCACUGAGCAAUUUCCUUCAGCUCCUUGGGAUAUCCAGCCUCCUAGCACUUUACCACCCCCACCUUCCAAGUAUAAUCAACGACAACAGUUCUUCGAACAACAGCAAGCUCUGUCUGGUGGUCCUUCCAAUGCUAGUGGUGGAUCAGGAUUGUCAUGUGAUGCAUUAGUAGGACAGACCCAGAAUCUCUCUCUAAGCCAAGGAAAGACUGAUACUCAGGAUUCAUCAAUCUCAACAAAACAAGUCAAACCGGAGGAUGCCCUCUUCAAGGACCUGGUUGAUUUUGCAAAGGCCAAGUCUUCUUCUUCUAAAUCUGGCGGUCAGAGAUCAUUUUGAGUGCUUGCUCAAUCUUGUGGAUUACCGAGGCAUUACUUGAUAGGUACUUGUUGGUUUACCAGGCUUUUACACCAGGAUGAGACUUUGAUAUUGAAUAAAAGCGGGUGGGAACUUUGGCUGGUGGUUUGUCCGUGUUAUGGUAGGAUAAUAGUUGUUUGAGGUUUGGACUCCCUGCGUUGUCUUCCACCAUUUGUUAUUAAUUUUUCUGUAGAAAGACGAUAUUCUUCAUGCGAUACAUCCAUGUGUAUGAAUGUGAUAGUCUUUUGCUUGAAUAUUUCAUGGAUGUAGGGGCCUCCCUACUCUCCCCAUUUGAUUUCC